Molecule: messenger RNA, 6918 nt
Organism: Acanthochromis polyacanthus (spiny chromis)
Lineage: Eukaryota; Metazoa; Chordata; Actinopteri; Pomacentridae
Product: serine/threonine-protein kinase 4-like
Exons: 11
Coding region: 330-1823 (497 amino acids)
Biological process (GO): protein phosphorylation; regulation of MAPK cascade; intracellular signal transduction
Cellular component (GO): cytoplasm
Molecular function (GO): protein serine/threonine kinase activity; ATP binding
Source: RefSeq, a predicted model, not a curated record
ACCGCCUUCCUGCCCACUCUCCGCUUCACUUCCUGGUUUUUUUCACGGAGGUUGCCAAACGGUCUGUCAAACAAGCCCAAAGUUGUCCGGACCCAGGGGAGGAUGAGCCCGGCAGCGGCGAGGAGGACACCACAGCCGAUAGGCCAAGCUUGUGCAGCGUGUAAAUGGCGUUUUAUAAAAUGAUAAGCAGAGGUUGUGUUUCUGUCGGCUCCCAGGCAGCGGCGGCAGGUUAGCUGCUGUUAGCCUGUUAGCUCCUGUUAGCAUCCAGUGUGUAGUUUGAAAGCAGCUCGCUUCAAGUGAUUCAGAGGAGUCUGCUGAAGAGGACAAACAUGGAGAACAAGGACAAAGUGCAGAUGAGAAACCACCCUCGAAGACAGCUAAAGAAGCUGAGCGAGGACAGCCUCACCAAGCAGCCAGAGGAAGUGUUUGAUGUCCUGGAGAAGCUGGGUGAAGGGUCUUAUGGCUGUGUGUUUAAGGCACAUUAUAAAGAAACAGGGGAGAUUGUGGCCAUCAAACAAGUCCCUGUGGAGUCUGAUCUUCAGGAGAUAAUCAAGGAAAUCUCCAUCAUGCAGCAGUGCAACAGUCCACAUGUAGUGCGAUACUACGGCAGCUACUUCAAAAAUAGCGACCUGUGGAUCGUCAUGGAAUAUUGUGGUGCCGGAUCAGUAUCUGAUAUCAUCCGAAUACGUAGCAAAACGCUUACAGAAGAAGAGAUUGCUACCAUCCUGCAGUCGACUCUGAAAGGUCUGGAGUAUCUUCACUUCAUGAGGAAGAUCCACCGAGACAUCAAAGCAGGCAACAUCCUCCUGAACACAGAGGGUCAAGCCAAAUUAGCCGACUUUGGAGUUGCUGGACAGCUGACAGACACCAUGGCGAAGCGGAACACAGUGAUUGGCACGCCGUUCUGGAUGGCUCCAGAGGUUAUACAGGAGAUCGGCUACAACUGUGUGGCCGACAUCUGGUCCCUGGGAAUCACAGCUAUAGAGAUGGCAGAGGGCAAACCGCCCUAUGCAGACAUACACCCGAUGAGGGCAAUUUUCAUGAUUCCCACCAACCCUCCUCCAAAGUUUCGAAACCCAGAUCUGUGGUCUCCACCCUUUCAAGACUUUGUCAGCCAGUGUUUGGUGAAAAACCCAGAGACCAGGGCGACGGCCACACAGUUGUUACAGCAUCCUUUUAUUAAGUCAGCCAAGCCCAGUUCCAUCCUCAGAGCCCUGAUUACAGACGCCAUGGAGAUUAAACUGAAGAGACAAGAAGAGGCCGAACAGAGAGAGCAGGAUGCUGAAGAUGACGACAACUCAGAUGACGACGAGGUCGACCAGGGCACGAUGGUGCGGGCGGGAACAGGUGAUUCAGGAACCAUUCGGGCAGCCGGUUCAUUAGCAAGUUCACUUGGUGGCACAGCACGGACUAUGAUCGAGCAUGAGGACACGGGAACCAUGCAGUCACAGCUAGGCACCAUGGUCAUCAACUCUGACGAUGAGGAUGAGGAGGAAGCUGGUACCAUGAAAAGGAGAGAUGAGACGAUGCAGCCAGCCAAGCCGUCCUUCCUGGAGUAUUUUGAGCAGAAAGAGAAGGAGGCCAACAGUCACAACGAUGGAGGAGGAAGAGGAGAAAACAACGCCGACAACCGCAAGCUGUCUGCUGAAGGAGAUCUUGAAGUGGUGAGUUCGUGGUCGGUGGAGGAGCUGCGGCUGAGACUCGCCUCUCUGGACCCUCAGAUGGAGCAGGAGAUUGAGGAGAUCCGUCAGCGGUACCAGGCCAAGAGACAGCCCAUCCUCGACGCCAUUGAGGCCAAAAAGCGGCGGCAGCAGAACUUCUGAGACAGACCUGUGAGCUCCUCACAGCAGCGACUGGAGAAUCGAUGUCAUGGUUUCUACAGCAGUUUGGAGAAACGUCACUGAGGCUGUGCUCAGAAUUCUUCAUCCUAAUAACCGGUCAUGAGAUGAUGCAGCUGGAUGUAAGGACGUGACCAUCAUCACUUCAGAUGUCAAACUGCUGUGUUUGGUAAAGAAGAACUUCCAGAGAGCUGUUUCUCUCUUCUACAGAAUGUUAUUGACAUUUACUGUUGUUUGAUUUAAGAUCCAUAUUCAUUCUUUUUUCCACCUUCUUGAGGUAAUCUGGAGCCUUUAGGGGGAGUAAUAUAUUUUAUUACAACCUGCUGUAUAUCCAUCAAUAUGACUGUUGUGGCUCUGAUUGUCAUGCUGCCUUUGCACUCCACCCUCAUCGUAGAGGUUUGGAGAAACAGUUAAACUGGGGGCAAUUAGCUUGCAGCGUUUCAAAGAAAGACGAUUUUUACAUAAAUCAUUUUUGAGUCCAUGGAAAAGUAAACCGAAAUUAGCGAGCUGGAAUAAACAUGUUUCUAUAGCUCCUACAACCAGGAGACAGGAGAGCUCAGCGUCUUUUGUUUCCAGCUGAGUUCAGAGAGGUGAAACAUCAGUACAAAGUUAGCAUGAGCUAGACUGACACAAAACACAUCAAGCUGAAAUGAAUUCAAACUCUCUUUGAAGAGCUGAGGUGCAUUUCUGUUGUGAACAAUUCAAGAAAUGACAGUUAAAGUUUCAUUCCUAUCAUCAGAGUCCAGAUGAACUGGUUUGAAUCGGCUCAUCUGGUUUCUUUCUGCUUGCAUUCACUAUAGUACGGUGAAAAUGCUAAAAGAGCCCAUCAGAUCUCAUUACGAUAGUUUUUUUUUUUACUUCAUAGUGCGGUACAUCUUCAUUGUAAGCGCUGAGGUUCAGCUUAGGUACUCGUCUGUUCAUUCCUCGACCGUUUCCUGUUCAGUCAUCGUUGGCAAACAACGAUCAAGUUCUCUGUUUCCCUCUGCAGACUGAGAACAUCUAGAAGAGUCAAGAAAGGGAUCAAUUUUUGAAAACAAAGUCACACAAAGUCCUGAAAAUACAGGAGGAAAGUUGUUCCAGCCCUCAGACCAUGUGUUUGGUUUCAGUCCUACUGAGUUUAGUUUCAUGGUUUAAAUGGCAGGAUUUGUUUUUCUUUGUAACUUUAUCUGGUAUCUGUCAGAUUUUCUACUCUCCAUAUGUAUUUACAGUUUGAUUUCUUACUGAAAAAAAGGUCUUUUAGCAUUGGUUACUGUAUGAAAACUCUUCAACUGGUACGUGUUCCUCAUUGUUGUAUUUUCUCAGUGCUGAAUAUGGAGCCGCAGUGGAAUCCCUUCUCAAAAGGUCGACAAAUGAGUCUUCAUGGUUACAAAGGAAACGCUUCAUUAUAUUCAAGCUUGUGUUUCUACUUCACAAACAUCCUUUUUAAAAUAUUUUUGUUCUUUCAGCUGUCUGCUAGAGACCGCUUUCUUCCAUUUCUGCAGCAUCAGCAUGAAGUUAAGAGGCAGAAAUGAGUAUUCGGUGCUGAGCUCGGUCUGUAAUUAGGGUUUUUUAAAACUCUUAAUGGCUGCUCAUGACAGCGAUGCCUCGUCAUCUCUAAACAUGUUUGUUUCCAAGGGCAGCUGGUGGAGAUUAAUGCUUUAGUAUCAAAUAAUUUUGCUCGUGUCAUGUUGAACUUCAUGGAGCCAUUAAAUUAUAGGACCAAUUACACAGAAGAUUUUACUGUCAGCAGACGUGAAAAGCAAAAAUAUUGUCCUUAAAAAGUACUCAACUCUGUAGGUCAACAAUUCUGAAAAGAAACAAAAGCAUCUUCAUCACUAUGUGACUAUUUAGUGAAUGCUUUCUAACAUACUGUAGAGUAAUACAUGCACAUCUUCUCCUCUGAGCUUCCAUAUUAGUUGGACGUUCAUUGACUUUCGGUGCGUGUUCAUUCAGCAGCUUCCACUGGUUGGUGCUCACAGGAGGAGUUACAGUGUAGCAGCUCCAUCAUUCCAGUGUGUUACAAAGCGUUUGGUAAAUGUGUGUUGUUCAUCAGCACAAACUGGGAGAGAUGGAAGUAAUGGUAAAGUAUUCCUCUGAUUUUUCCUUGUGCCUUCAGUUUACAGGCUAAUUUCACUUCUGAAUCUCUCCAGAAUGGUGGUCACUUUUCAGAUGGCUUCAUUUAAAGAGCCUGUAUUCUGCUUUUGGGUUUUCACCUUUCCAUCAGUGUGCUGUAGCUUUUUUAGCACGUGAAAGGUUUGCAAACUGGGCAAAGGCUGAAGUCUUCAUCAGAGGCAGCUGUUCUCUCCCACAAACAACCCUGUUCCUUAAAACGCCUCAUUCCAAGUCCAGGCUUUUCUUCCGUUACGUUUCUACAUCACAAAGUAAUACAUCUCCGUGACGCCUGCCUCUCCGCUAGUUUGACCCUCAAACAAAGAAUGAGCCGUCAGUGUUUUCCCACUAGAGAUGUUUCUGCUGGAGGUAGAGCUCUCUCUAGACCUCCAGCUGACCGAGGCUGCCUGACUUUAGUCAAGUGGCCAAUCAAAACAGCCGGGGUUUUUCCGAUGAGGGGGGCGGAGCUUAAACAGAAUGUUUUAGAAAGAACAGCUGCAGUGUAAAGCGUAAGAAAAUGCAUGUAGACGUGUUCUGGUUGAGCCAAAAAAUGAAACUAUGAACCUGUAAAUGUGCAGAGUAUAGACUCUUUAAUAGGAUCACAAUUCCUGAAAUAGCAACCUGCUGUCAAAUGUCAACAGACCCAGAACAGUUUUAAAGGGAAUCAAAUGAGAUGUUAGCACUUUGGCCUUUUUAUAACCACCAGUGCCCUUCUUAGGUAGUUUAGUUUUUUAAUUUUGGAUUUGUUGCGUCUGUUUUUCUUCCUGAGUAAGCUACAAAGACCUGGGCUGACAAAUGCAUGGUUUAUAUUUAACAAACCUCGUGUUUCCUGGAUUUAUUAGCUUGAUCUGGCGUCGACCCAGGUCUGUCUUGUCCAGCUUAACUUCUAACAUUCCUCGGAGCUGCUUGACCGCUCAUUUUUCCAGACAUUUCUGGUGCACAUCCAGCAUAAAGCACAGUUCUAUUUUUCUACGUAGGUUUAGUGGCGCCGCGGUCAGAGAGGAGACGGCUGAGUUUUGAUCACUGAUGUGUGAGGGAAUUAAAAACAAGCUUCUCAGGUCAUGAAACUCCUCAGGGGUGUAAGAUAACGACGGUAGUGGUGAGAAAUGACUGUAGAUAGUUGAGAUUCUUCAUACAGAGUCACGUCUGUAUAUACGAGCAACACUCGGCUGUAUGUGUAUAUCAGGUUUUGUUUUAUCGGCCGAAGGGUGCAAUCUUAAAGCGUUUAGAUAAAAAAUGAAUUAUUGCUUCAAAUAUUGAGCAGUUAUCAAACAUCUGAUAUUUCUGGAGAGAAACACUUCAGCUCGAUUUGAUCUGGGAUGUCCAGGCCUGUGUUGUGGCCUCUUGGUGUGUAGAACUCCAUGUUUCUGCAAUACACUGAGUCAUGAGCACAACUCGCUUCAUUUUUCAGUUUUGUGUUUAAAAGCAAAGCAAAAGGGAUUCGUUUUUCUGCCUUAUCUUGUCAACUUUGGAUGCACUGUUGUUUUUAACAGCUUUUUUUUUUUUGAGUGGUCAAAAACUGUUUACUUUGGUUUCAGAAUCGGCAUGGAAAAAGGGUAAAUAUUGAAAGUCAUGCCGCCUGACUGAUUACAUUUGAUGCACAGGUGUUGUUACUCUGCUGUUAGAAGAGCAACGCAUCAAACAUUUAGUUGAAAUCACUGAAGAACAGAGGAGCAAAUGAAACUGUCCGGAUGCUGUGGAAUCACUUCUGUUUCAUUUCUACCUUUUUAAUCAACAAAAUGGACAUUUAAGGGAUUUUGAUGACUGUCUAAUGACUCCAAAACAAAACCAGGUAUUUGUUGAGUUAUUUAAUGGUCGUUCAAGGUUGGGACAGUAAUUCCCACUGUUUCCUGCUUCAUCUUAACCCUCUGAACCUCAAGCUGUUUCUGGGCGUUUUUUUGCUCUCAUCACAUUUCCAUCCACUGUGGGCUGAUUUUUCUUUGUUCCUGCACUUCUAUGGACACAGCACAACAACGGCUACAAGUAGAGAGAACUCAAAAAUCUCUUUUGUGCAUUAUGACACAGUUAUAAUGUCAUAAAUCAUUAAAAAAAAGAGGAAAAAAUCUAUAUGUACCACACAGGUGUUACCGAUAGGGGUAAACAUGCCAAAUAUUCCCAGAUUUUUGUUACAUGACUGUAGACUACAGCUGAGUUAAUGAUUUUUUAACUCAAUUCAAAGAUCAUUUUUCACUUUUACCUUUCCAUCUUGCCUGGCAGGUUUUGGGGUUCCGAGGAUUAAGUAGCAGCGAACUUACCUUUCACUUUGUUGAAAAUUCAGGGUUUUUUUUCAGUGAAACAUAUCUGGAAAAUGUUUGUUUUCCCUCUGUUUUAAUUUAUUUGCUUGUUUCAGGUAGAGAACUCAGAUUAAUCAGUGUUUCAGUUCAAUUUAUUUAAGGAGUGUAAAUCCUACUGAAAAAUAAAUGGCUUCUGGAUUCAUCUUUUCUCAUGUUUGCCACUAUAAACGACUAUCUAAUUUAUUCAUCGUCAGUCAAUUCCAUCUAAUUGUUCUUGUUUUUGCAGGUGUUUGGCUCAUAUUGUGUAAAAUAUGCAAUUUAAUGUCAGCUUUGUAUUGAAGCACAAACAUGGUGUUUACAUGUCAACCAUCACUGGCCUCCACAGAAAACCCAAGUCUACAAAAGUGAACCAGUAAAUGAACAAAAGACAGAAAGGUUUGGAAGUUUUAUUUAGGAUUCAUAAUGUCAGUGUUUUCAGGCUCAGAUCAGCUGCACCUCAUCAGAUUUUUGGCCAAACUGCAGGUGAGCAAGAAGCUGUGCAGACUCAAGAUCAGAAGUUAUCACUGCUUCAUUUCUAUCUUCUAAACUGUCUCUUUUCAGGAUAAGCAUCUGAGUUUUCUGUUCCUGAAGUGUGUCUGCCUUAAAAUGUGUGGUGCAAGUCAGGAAUCUGUUUGAGAUCACUGGUAUUUAGUUUGUGUCUGUUGUUUGUUUCUGGUUGCUUGUUUAACUAAGAAAAUAAAAAAAAUGAUGAAACUUAA